Messenger RNA from Hippocampus comes (tiger tail seahorse), 2006 nucleotides. It is a transcript of the gene chm, whose product is annotated as CHM Rab escort protein. Gene Ontology annotation, cellular component: nucleus; Rab-protein geranylgeranyltransferase complex; cytosol. NCBI's taxonomy places the organism in Eukaryota, Metazoa, Chordata, Actinopteri, Syngnathiformes, Syngnathidae. Bases 107 to 1972 code for a protein of 621 amino acids. Gene Ontology annotation, molecular function: GDP-dissociation inhibitor activity. The transcript has 17 exons. Gene Ontology annotation, biological process: protein geranylgeranylation; intracellular protein transport; small GTPase-mediated signal transduction. The record is from RefSeq and is a predicted model, not a curated record.
AACAAAUAAAAGUUUGGUGGGAGAUUCUACGUGUCCGAAUUGCACGUCACUCGCGCGCCGUCGGGGACGAGCGCGGGGCGGGCGGUGUUCGCGAGGCCGUGCCAAGAUGGCUGCCGAGGAUCUUCCGUCCGAGUUCGACGUCGUCCUCGUGGGCACGGGUCUGACCGAGUCGGUGGUGGCGGCUGCUUGCGCUCGAGUGGGGCAAAGAGUUCUUCACCUGGACACGAGGACUUACUACGCAUCCAAGUGGGCCAGCUUCACUUUGAACGCUUUGCUGACGUGGAUCGACGAGCGUCAGGAGCAGGCGCUCGAGUCGCCAAGCGAUGAGGUCCAGGAUUGGUCCGGUCUGUUGCAAGAUGGCGAGGAGCCAAUCUGUCUGUCAAACGCCGACUCCGCCUCCAUCAGGAACGUGCAGGUGUUCUGUUUUGCCAGUGAGGAAGAGGAAGAUGAGGAGAAGGAGCUUCAACGCCCCAUAGAAGAAGAAGAAGAAAAAGAAGAAGAUUCAUGCGCAGAGUCGAAGGAGCAGCAGGAGGAAAAAGAUGAAGACUCGUGCGCAGAGUCAGCGGGGCAAACGGCCGACGCGCAGCCACGCCAGCGCCAACAACAAGAAGAGGCCGGCGAUGCGGAAAAGGCGGGGCCUGAGCCGCCGCGCCCCCUGGAGGCGGCCGGCGGGAAGAAGAUGACCUUUGCCCACUUGCUCAAAGAAGGCCGAAGGUUCAACAUCGACCUGGUCUCCAAGUUGAUGUACGCCCGCGGCUCAUUGGUGGACCUGCUCAUCAAAUCCAACGUCAGUCGCUACGCCGAGUUCAAGAACGUCACCAGGGUCCUCACCUAUCGCCACGGCAACGUGGAGCAGGUGCCGUGCAGCCGGGCCGACGUCUUUGCCAGCCGCCGGCUGUCGAUGGUGGAAAAGAGGAAGCUGAUGCGUUUCCUGGCUUCCUGCGUGGAGGAAAAGGAGGAGGAGGAGCUCGAGGCAGACGGUGGUCAAACGUAUUUGGAGUUCCUGCGUGACCAGCAGCUGGGCGACAACUUGCAGCACUUCCUGCUGCACUCCAUCGCCAUGGUGACGGAGGACACGCCCACUCGGGACGGCCUGGCCUCCACGCGUCACUUCCUGCGUUGCCUGGGUUGCUACGGCAACACGCCCUUCCUCUUCCCCGUCUACGGCCUGGGCGAGAUCCCGCAGUGCUUCUGCCGGAUGUGCGCCGUGUUUGGGGGCGUGUACUGCCUGAGGCAUCCCGUCAGCUGCCUGUUGCUGGACAAGACCGCCAACAGGUGCACCGCGCUGAUUGACGGCCGUGGCCAGCGAAUCGCGAGCAGCCACUUUGUGCUGGAAGAGGGCUUCCUCCCCACGCAACUGAAGAGCGCGGCCGCCCCUUCCAGGUCCAUCUCCAGAGGCGUUUUGAUCACCAACCGUUCCAUUCUGCCUGGCGACCAGCAUCAGGUCUCUGUGGUAACCAUCCCCUCGUUGGAGGUGGGGCUUCCUGCCGUGAGGAUGGUGGAGCUGUCGCCGUCCACCAUGACGUGCGCCCCGGGAACAUAUUUGGUCCACCUCACCUGUCAAUCACAACUGGGGUCCGCCUACGAGGACUUGUGGCCCGUCGUGACUCGAAUGUUCAACACGGCACAGUCAUGUGACCAAGACUCGCGGCCCGACGUCCUGUGGUGUUUCUACUUCAACAUGGACGACGGGGGUGCCGGCGCGGAGUCGGACGGCGACCGCUUGCCGUCCAAUGUUUACGUCUGCUCCGGACCGGACGCCGAGCUGGGUCACGAGCGUGCCAUCAAGCAGGCUGAGGCCAUCUUCCGCAAGAUCGUCCCCGACCAGGACUUCUGUCCUCCCGCGCCCAACCCCGAAGACAUCCUCUACGACGCAGACGAUCCCGAAGACCCCGCCAACACGAUGGACAAGCGGGACAAAGAUGAAGAGCCCGCCGAGCUCCAAGAGCAGCAGCUUCAGGUUGAAGAGUGACCCAAAAUUGAAGACAUCAAAGAAAAAAAACCCA